This is a messenger RNA of Closterium sp. NIES-65, 2082 nucleotides long. The record is from the annotation of a GenBank genome assembly. Lineage: Eukaryota; Viridiplantae; Streptophyta; Zygnematophyceae; Desmidiales; Closteriaceae.
AUGGAGUGGGCGUCGCCGCCGGUCCCGCUCCCUCUCCUCGCGAAUCCCAAGGCGUACGCCGCCGUCCUGGCGCUGAGAUGCGAAUCCGACAACCCAGCGCAUCUGACGGAGAAGGAGAGUGCGUUGAUCAGCUCUUUCCGCGAGAGAAUCCCGCUGUGGAGGCAGCAGGCAGAGAGCGACGCGUCAGUGGACAACGCAACAGAGAGGGCCGCCAAAUUCGAAGACAGGCUGGCAUCCAUGUUGGACGAUUUCGAUAACGACCCCGAGAGCCAUGGCGGGCCCCCAGAUGUCAUGCUGCUGUACCGGCUGAGAGACAUCUGUUUGCGGGAGCUAGGCUUUGAAGACAUUUACAGACACGCCAAGGGCGAGUCAACAAGCAUGGCCCUACAGCAGCUACUAGCCGUCCUUGCAGCGGUGGAUGACAUCAGCGAUCACGUCACCCGCUCCGAAGCCCUCAUCCGGGGCAUGCUGGCCGGCAAUCUGGCCGCUCUGGACGGCGCGGACCCCUCAGUUGGGACAGCGGACUUUUUGUCUGUUUCUGACAGUCUGCCGGCCAAACCAUGGGCGGCAGAUGACAUGGGGGCGGCGGUGCAGACAUGGAGCAACCAAGGGGAGGGCAAGUGGAGCAAGGCUGUGGUGUUGUGUGCAGGGGCGGGCAGGGAGACGGUACUGGGGUUGCUGCCAGCAGUGAGGGACUUGACUAGACGAGGCGUGAAGGUGCUUCUGGUGGUGCCAGACAUGCCUUCAGGUGCCGCCAUCACACACGAGGACCUGAUGAAUCUCCUGAAGCAGGUGCAAGCAGCAGCACCAGAGGAUGACAUCAGCAUGGCCAUCAGCAAUGGUCGCAUCCUUGUCCUCAACUCCGGAUCCGACCUUCAGGCGCUUGACCUAUCUGCUGUUUCACCUGAGCUCGCCUACGCCGCAUCGGAUGCAGAUGUCAUCAUUUUAACCAGGAUGCCUCCGCAACGAAGCUCACGCGGCAAGGGAAAGGAGAAGGUUAGCGAUGAUGAGAAAACACCUGACCCCCCCUACGUCGCAUGGAUGAAAGAGCAGCAAAAGCAGGGGAAGCCGUCCCCAUCUAUCAAGCGUAUGGCUAAGGCCGUACGCGAAACUGCGGGCGCCAGCAGUAGCCGAAGUUCUCGGCAUGACUAUCCCGACACAGGCGCCGAUACUGACGUCUCUGAUGACGAUCUCGAGGAGAUCGUCUCGGAGUCGGAUAGUGAUGCCGACUCAGCCGAUUACAAACGCGGCACUGAAGAGGACGAGGAAGAUACUGAUGGAGGCGACGACGGAAGCGAUGAUGAGCGCAGCACACGACCGUCGAAGAAGGAGCAUCGGGCUCCUUCGUCCCGCAACAAGCGCGUGUGGUCGGACGCCGAGUUGACGUCCCUGGCGGCCGCUCGUUGGAACACUAAAGACGACCUCAAGGCUAUGCAGGGCAAGCAGGGGAGCCAGUACUGGAGGAAGCUCCGCGCCCACAUGCUUGAGAAGGACAAAAAUUGGGACCGCGAUGAGGGACAGAUGUCCAAUGCCUGGAAACGCCUCGAGAAGAAGUACCUGAAAACGAAGCGGGGGGAGGGACAGAGCGGAUGGAAAGCAAUAAAGAAAAAACCGUGGUGGGAAUACGUCUAUCACCUUAAAAAGCACUCGGCGAAGGCCAAGGCGCACCCCCUCGACGGUGGAGGCGCGGCGAACGUCAACGUCCAAGCGUACGCCCCGGUGCCCGGCUGCACCGACCGGGAAACUUCCGCGCCUCUAUCGGAGGGCAGUGGGCGCUCUAACCGCCGUCAGGCGACCACACCAGCCGUUAGGGAGCCCGGCCCAGAUAAAGCGGCGCGGAUUGUGCGUUUUCAUGCGCGGCGUGCUAACGACCUGCAACAUGUUGUGCAGGAUGAUGAUGCACGCCGUCCCAGCGCAUACACGCCAGAGCUUGCUCUCGUUCCUGCGCGCGAAGAGCCGCCAGCGUCCCUUCAACGUGCCGAUGGUGCGCUCGACGACCAUGCGGGUAGCAGACUGCACGUAGUUGUAUGUCCGCUCCCAUUUCUUCAUCAGGCGACGGCGUGGGGCGUGAAGGGGGGUUAG